This is a messenger RNA of Cajanus cajan (pigeon pea), 453 nucleotides long. NCBI's taxonomy places the organism in Eukaryota, Viridiplantae, Streptophyta, Magnoliopsida, Fabales, Fabaceae. The record is from RefSeq and is a predicted model, not a curated record.
AAAUUGUGAUUUCCCUCCCUAAAAAAUCACAAACCCCACAACUCCCCUCCCUAGAAAAUCAAGAAACCCACGGCUUCUCUCUCUAAAGAAACCCUUCGAAACCCCUUAAGCACCAUGAGGGAUGAAAGAACAUUGCGGUACCCAAACGCUCGACCCCAAAUCCUCGAAGAACAUCGCGGUACCCAAACGCUCGUGAGGGUUGAAAAUCAUUUUCCUCAUGCUCUCCUCAACAAUCAUUGUGCCCCUUUCUCAGGGUUCCAGCGAGCAUGGCGGAGGGUCUUGCGAGCCCCGGCUGCGGCAACCACGAGAGCGGCGACCAGCCCUCGCUCCAACAUCCGCGAGCAAGACAGGUACCUUCCCAUUGCCAACAUAAGCCGCAUCAUGAAGAAGGCUCUACGGGUGAUGGGACGACCACGACCUCGGUUCUUGCGCGCGAGAUAAUUAAGCUCGGGC